Danio rerio (zebrafish) is the source of this 1718-nucleotide messenger RNA. RefSeq names its product INO80 complex subunit B (gene ino80b). The record is from RefSeq and is marked provisional. Gene Ontology annotation, cellular component: Ino80 complex. NCBI's taxonomy places the organism in Eukaryota, Metazoa, Chordata, Actinopteri, Cypriniformes, Danionidae. Gene Ontology annotation, biological process: chromatin remodeling.
ACAUUUGUAAACAGAAUGCUAGCAUGCUAGAGGGAGAACAUAGAUGAGUAAUUUCUACGAACGAAUUGACUGUAUUUCUCUAGAGUCAAAGCUGAUAUUUCGAUUAUUUUAUAAGGUGAUAUUAUUUAGGAGGUUUAGUUUGUUAGAAGAACGCUUUAACUGAGAGUUAGCACAGGAAUUAGCACGUCUACGCUAAUGUAAUCGAAGCAGUUGUAGGAAUUCAUCCGUUCACUAUGAGUGUUGUGCUGAUUUAUUAAGUCGGAGAUUGAUUCACGUGUCCAUGGGGAAGAGGAAAGACAUGAUUCAUCCCAGAUUUCUCGCAGCAAGCGGGGAUGAUUAUAACCUCCACAAGAAGAAACACAAAAAGCACAAGAAGCACAAGAAGAAGCACCACCGCGAUGAGGGCCACGGUUUCUCCUCUGAGGCUCUGGAGUCGGACUCGGGCCUGUUGAUCCUCAAACCUCCUCAACUCAAACUGAAGAUCAAACUCGGCGGACAGACGCUCGGCACCAAGAGUGUUCCCACUUUCACUGUGCUGCCGGACUCCCUGCGCUCCGUGUCUCCUCUGAAUGUGACCGUGGACAGUGAUGAUGAAGAUGAUGAUGACGAUGAAGACUCUGAUGAUGAAGUGCCGUCAGAGGGAGUCCCUAUAGAGCAGUACAGAGCCUGGCUGGAUGAGGACAGUAACCUGGAGCCGUCCGGAGAUCUGCCCGACAUGGACACCGACUCUCUGCUGGGCCCGGUGGACGAGGAGGAGCAGUGGCUGGACGCGCUGGAGAAAGGAGAGCUGGACGAUAACGGAGAGCUGAAGAAGGAGAUCGACGAGUCUCUGCUCACCGCCAGACAGAAAGCGCUGUUACACAAGCAGCAGAUCCAGCCGUUACUGGAGCUCCCCAUGGGCUACAAAGAGAAAGAGCUGACGGCUGAGAUGAUGCAGAAACGAGAGGAACGAGCCCGAAAAAGACGUCUCCAGGCGGCCAAGAAGGCGGAGGAGAACAAGAACCAGACCAUCGAGAGGCUGACCAAGACCAGCAAGGCCAAGAUCAAGAGCCUGAAGGAGCGUCGGGGCCGACAGACGCAGGUGCCGAUGGUGCGCUACAGCAGCAGUGCUCAGGGGUCAUGCGUUUCAUACCCCUCUGGGAUUCCCGUCCCGAUGCCUGCAGCACCGCCUGCACCCCCGUCUGCACCUCUGAGCUGCGGCGUAGCGGGAUGCGCCAACCUGAAGAAGUACUGUUGCUCCAAGACCGGGACGCCGCUCUGCAGUCUGGAGUGCUACAGGAAAAACCUCGUCCUGCUGCAGGGAGUCGCUUAGAGUGUGUGUGUGUGUGUGUGUGUGUUCACCCAUAAAUAAAAUUAGACAUGGUUUACUCUAGAGCCAUCGGAAGGAACUUAUAUACACCAAUAGAAUGCGUUAAAGGCGAGUAAAUCAUGGCCUAAUGUUAAAUUGUGGGUGAACUGACCCUUUAAAUAUAAAUAUUUUGUGCAAUUAUGUUGAACAGGACAGAAAAAACAAAGACGAUCAGUGAGAAAUCAUGGUGGAGAUUUGUUUGUGCACAUUCACAAUUCACCAAACACAAGCAGUGACUUUAUGAUCAGGUGUAGUUUGUUUACAUUAGUCAACGCGCGCUGUUAAAGGGAUAGUUCACCCAUAAAUGGAAAUCUAAUGUUAAUUUACUCACCCUCAGGUCAUUUAAAAGAAUAAAAUGAGCAUUUACUCA